AGCAGUGGAGCCGCUUGGAGGAAGUGGACGGGCUCUCACAGCAGAUAAAAGCCUGGGUUAUGGUUAAUCUUUAGCAGAACUGACCCGCGGGUCCACCAACACGCCAAGAGCUCCACAGACGCUCCUGCGACGCUCCUCGACUGUGUGUGCUCCUGCUGGGAUCCUCUCCUGUGCUUUUGUGAUGGGACCGUUACUGCCGCUGGUGUCCAGUUUGCUACUGGUUGUUGGUUCUGUUGGGGCCCAAACAGGUCUGCCCAAAUAUGAGCGUCUGCUGCCUCAGUGGCUGACGGGCAUCAUCGCCGUCAGCGGCUUCCUCCUCCUCACCUUCAUCGCCUUCGUUGUGAAGAAGGUCUGGUGUGAAAAAUCCAGCCGGAGGAGGAACAGUCGGGACUCGGAGACGGCUCCUGCAGUAAACCACUACGACAUGAGUCUGAGAGGCGUCAGGGGAAGCAAAACAUCAGGAAAUGUUCAAGAAACCUACGAUACAGUCCUGGAUCACAACAACAGGAGGAAGAGCAGCACAGAUGAAAACACGUAUGAAGCAUGUGAAGCCAGCACUGAUGAAAGGAGGAGAGACGACCACGGAGAAUACGAGAACGUGAAGAGCAAGGGUCAUAAGGACAAAGCUACGGCCAUGUGACCUCCUUCCUCUGCUCCUAUUGGCUCUCAGCCACCACUCCAAAUUAAGAGAAAAAAAAAAACUAGCCAUCCAUAAACAUGUCUUUUUAUGGUAAAAUGUGAGAAAACUGAUGAGUUGUUGCAGAACCGUGCUAUGUUAGUUUGCUUUUUUGUGCCGAUUCAGUUUUCUUUGUUAAGAAGUUUCUGCUUAGACCCUCUUCAUUCCUAGAACAUCAUUGAAUUAUUAACAUAUUUUCAAUGCAAGUCAAGAAAACAGGAGUCAGGUAUUUGUUAGCAGCAGAGUAGCAAGUUAUGAAAUGAAAUGUGAGGGUAAAGUCUGCUGUGAUCUUAGUUUGUAACUAAAGCAAUUCAGAUUUACAUGUAUUUAAGCAAGUUUUGCAUUAAAGUUAAACAAGGAGCUUAAAAUUAUG
Molecule: messenger RNA, 1049 nt
Organism: Oryzias latipes (Japanese medaka)
Lineage: Eukaryota; Metazoa; Chordata; Actinopteri; Beloniformes; Adrianichthyidae
Source: RefSeq, a predicted model, not a curated record